AUAAAUAGUAGAAUGAUUCUAUUAUUAGUUUCAAAUCACACCUUACACGUGUCGUUUUAUUUCACAAAAGACUGCUUGACCCGGCUUUACGUCUUGUUGCUGGCGCGUGAAGUAUUGCCAAAAAGUAUAUGCGCGGAGUUCGCGUGCGAAGUUAGAGAAGUCAAGAGUUCCUACCCUUCAGCUAUUAUCGCUUUCAGUGCCUAACACCCGCCGGUUUUAUGCAUACGUGAACGCCGAGUGAGAUAACUCCGAUAUAGCUGCUGGUAUUACGGUUAUUCCGAGACAGACCAUGUUGGAAAAUCCUAUUCGAGAUAAUGCCCCGGUCCCCAUCCUGACGAUACCGAUUAAGUAUCCAGAGCCUCCCUGGUGCUUUCAUCGCAGCCUGACUGUCGGAAAAGGAAGUUAUUCUUCUUCUAGUCUCCUCAAAACCGACGGAUCCUCAACGGCAAACUUGGGGCUAGCAGUAAAAAGGAGACCUUUCUUAGUGCCAGAAGACCUCUGAGACUUGAAAGAGUGCCUACAGUAUCGAUAUUAACCAAUGGAUGUCUCAGAGACGGUGACUCGGAGAAAUAUCGAGACGUA
Messenger RNA from Acanthoscelides obtectus, 582 nucleotides. The record is from the annotation of a GenBank genome assembly. NCBI's taxonomy places the organism in Eukaryota, Metazoa, Arthropoda, Insecta, Coleoptera, Chrysomelidae.